Molecule: messenger RNA, 1380 nt
Organism: Oryza brachyantha (malo sina)
Lineage: Eukaryota; Viridiplantae; Streptophyta; Magnoliopsida; Poales; Poaceae
Product: serine/arginine repetitive matrix protein 1-like
Exons: 4
Coding region: 1-636 (211 amino acids)
Source: RefSeq, a predicted model, not a curated record
AUGUGGGCCACUGGGCCCGAUCACUCCAUUUGCCGAAUUUGGCCCGCUGCCGGCGUCGGCGCCCGGCCUCCCCCAGGCCCCAGCCGCCGUCGCGUCGCUCCCCCACCCUCCGCGCGGCGGCGCCCGGCAUCCUCCAGCCGUCGCGCGGCGGCGCCCGACCUCCCCAAGCCGCCGACGCGCCGCGCGCCGCUGCGGCGCCGCCCGGACUCCCCCACCGGCCGCAUCGAGCCGUCCGGCGCCGCCGCGCGGCCUGAGCCGACAGCUGUCGCUCGUGCACCCUCCGGCCGCCGCGGCACCAGCGCUCGGCCUCCCCCAGCUGCCGUCGACCCCCACCCUCUGGCCUCUGCACGCCGUCGGCGCCCCACGGUCUGCGCGCCGUCGCCCACCAGUCCACCACCAGGAGAUUCAUCAAGUAAAUCUUAUGUGAACUCAACAUUUACUACCACCACCAGGAGCAGGAGGACGGAGCGCGGGCUCCAUGAAGCUGGCGGCGGGACGAUCUCCAAGGACACACAGGCGAUGCCGUUCACGCUGUUGAUUGUGUUCCCAUUCGGUGCCAUGGAGGCGGAGUCAGUGGGCGCUGUGUUACCCGUGCACAUGGACGAGCGGCUGGAGAUGGUGCUUGUGGAGGGGUAGGCGACGUAAGUCCGCUUCUACACGAGCGUGUGCGGCAAGACGACGACGGAGCAGUCGGAGGUGGAGAUGGGGAGCUACAAUCUGCAGGAGGAGCUGCUCAACGAGAACUUUUCCGUGUUGGGACUGAGGGAACUGGCAGAGACCUUGCCCGAUCCAUGUCGACGGUGAACGGUGUCGCCUGCGCGUCCUUGAGCGGCGUGUCCAGCUUCACAGAACCUCGUCAGCUGCACGCCAUCGUCGCCUGCCUGUCGUGGCCGCGGCACGUGCUCCGUGUCUCAUACCUGGCUUGGCCGUCGCACGCUGUCGUCGCCCUCCUAUCUUGACCACUGGACGUGCUUCGCUCCUCUUGUUCGCCUCAGCUACCGCACGCCAUCGCCGCUGCCGCCUCGGCCACCGCACGCCGUCGCCAUUGCUGCCUCGGUCGCCACUUCCCCCGCGGUUCUGUCGCAACCCACACCCCACUCACUGGAAGCCCGCGCCGGCCGCCGGCCGCGCGCAACCCAGCUCGAGAGAGAGGAGGGGAGAGAGAGAGGAGAGCCAUAUAGAAAUGAAAGAAGAAAAAAAAGAGAGAACCCUAACACGUGGGACUUAUCAUAUGUCACGUUAGCAAAACAGGUCAAAAAUUGAGUCAAUAUUGCCGAAGGACCUUCUAUAAACGGUUGAAGCCCUGUUUAGUUAGGGAAAAGAAAAUUUUUGGGUGUCAUGUUGGACGUUUGAUCGGACCUCGAAAGAGGUUUUUGGAUA